Diaporthe citri is the source of this 4134-nucleotide messenger RNA. RefSeq lists its product as uncharacterized. The record is from RefSeq and is a predicted model, not a curated record. The coding region runs from base 1 to 4134 and encodes 1377 amino acids. The transcript has 3 exons. Gene Ontology annotation, molecular function: protein binding; RNA binding; ATP binding. Gene Ontology annotation, cellular component: intracellular anatomical structure. NCBI's taxonomy places the organism in Eukaryota, Fungi, Ascomycota, Sordariomycetes, Diaporthales, Diaporthaceae.
AUGGUGAAAAAAGGCAAGGAGAAGGGCGGUGCUGCUGCUUCUGGGACGGCUUCAAAAACCGCAGCGACCAAGGCCCCAGCGACGAAGACACCAGCGAAGAAGGAGUCAGCAAAGAAGGCGGCGCCGCCCGAAGAUGACUUGCUCAUCUUCACUACCGAUAAGAAGAAGAAAGGGGGCCCGUCUGCUGCCGAGGAGGGGCCCCCUGAGCCGCCGAAGCCGACAGCAAAGCAGAUAAUAGGUGGCCAGUCGUGGACCGGGAAGCUUCCGGUGAACCUUCUCUCGGAGCACUGCCAGAAGAUGAAAUGGGAAAGACCCGACUAUCAUCAGCGGAACAAUGCGGACGGCUUCUCUUCCAUGGUCACUCUCAGUGCCAAGAACCCCAAAACCAAGGAGACUGUGAGACUUGAGCCUUUCAAGCUGCCUCCAAGCCAUGUGCAUCUGGCGUACAAGCCUACGGCCCUGGAGGCGAAACACUUUGCCGCCACAUACGCGCUGUACAGGGUGUGCAGCAUGAAGAACAUGAGCAUGGUCCUCCCGCCCGACUACAAGUCGUUGUGGAAGGAGUUCGAGACCUUGAAGAAACAGGAUGUCAAGGACGGCAAAGGUUGGAUGUACGAGGCCGACCCCUUCAAAGCACUGGAGGAGAGGCAAGCCGCAAAGAUGGCUGCUGAAAAGAAGAGAAAGGAGCAGCAGGCCAUCAAGGAGAAGGCCGCUCAGAUGCCAGGCGCUUCGGGCCUGGUGCUCAGGGGCAACGCCGCAGCGUCCGGUGGCGGCGGCCACAACCCGAUGAAAGGCUGGACCACGGUGCCCAAGAUGGAGAUGGGCAACAAGACAAGGCAGCACUUGGAAAGCCUCCUCAGGCGCGACACGGUCUGGAACCCACAUGCUGUCGUCAUGAGCCAGAACCAAAAGGCGUCUAUCAUCAAAGAAUUCAAAGAGUUGGGGUUCCGGCCCAGUCACAUCGAGGAAGCGAUCGAGGAAUGCAAGGACCGCGAGGAGGCACUCGAAUGGUUAUUGAUCCAUGUUCCUGAGGAUGACCUGCCGAAAUGGGCCCUGCCUGAAAAGUAUGGUGCGGGUAUAACUGUUGGGGCCACCGACCUGCGAAGGGAGGGUGCUGCGACUCGUCUGGCACAAUCCGGCUACUCCAUCGAACUUUGUCGCAAGGUCUACGACGACACUGGAGACGAGGGCAAAGCGGCUGAGGCACUCCAGAAGAUACUGCUGAGCAGUGGUUCGGAUGUCGAUGAAAACACCAUAGCCGACGACGCUUUGUCUACCGAGGACCGUGACCAGCAAUGGGAAGAUGAGCUGGCAACUCUGGAUUCGCUUUACGGGGAACAGUAUUCCCGCCUGGGGACAGAGGUCUGCCAGGUGCGGCUAGAGUCUGUCAUAAAUGGCGCAAAGAAAGACGUCGAGGCCUCCAUUCAACUACGCAAAUCGCCGCAUUACCCGUCUCAGCUCAUCAUUUCAGUGGUUGCAGACCUCCCAUCAUACAUCAAGCUAAGUAUCAUCAAGAAGACGCUGGCGUACAUGGCCGAGUCUCUUGAAGGUGAGGAGACGAAAAUGUUCUACGUCAUCAGCUGGAUGCAGGAAAACAUGAACGACAUCAUUGAGAGGCCGGGUGCCCUUCGCGACAUUGCAGCUGUGUCUUCCACAGCCUCAGAGGAGAAGACAGUUUCAGUGCGGAAGCGGGCCAAGAAAAUAUCACGACAUCCCAACCCUAUAUCAUGGAUCCCUGAGAGCAGUGCCAUUCAAAGGUGGAUAGAGAGGCAAAAGCUUCCCUCUUUCCAGAAGAUGUUGGCGCAACGCCGGAAAUUGCCAGCCUGGGAAGUCCGGGAGGAUAUUGUUGACACAGUUGAGGCCAACCAGAUCACCAUUAUCUCGGGUGAGACUGGCUCGGGGAAGUCGACACAAUCUGUGCAAUUCAUACUCGAUGAUCUCUAUGACCGUGGGUACGCCAAGUGCGCAAAUAUCAUCGUCACACAACCUCGCCGAAUCUCCGCCCUUGGUCUGGCGGAUCGAGUGAGUGAGGAACGCUGCAUGACUGUUGGUCAAGAAGUCGGCUACUCCAUUCGUGGUGAAAACAAGACCAGCAGGGAUACGAAGAUCACCUUCGUCACGACCGGCGUGCUUCUUCGACGCCUACAGACGUCUGGCGGCCAUAUCAACGACGUAGUGGCUUCCCUUGCAGACGUCAGCCACGUUGUGAUAGACGAGGUUCACGAGCGAUCUCUCGACACGGACUUCUUGCUGAGCAUCGUGCGUGACGUUCUUAGGAAACACAAGGACCUCAAGUUGAUCCUGAUGAGCGCAACCUUGGACUCUGCAACAUUCGGGGAUUAUUUCAAGGCCGAUGGACUCCAAGUCGGAUUCGUGGAAAUCGCUGGCAGGACGUUUCCUGUCCAGGACUUCUAUCUGGAUGAUAUUAUACAUCAAACUGGGUUCACGGGACAACAUGAUUACCACGACAGCAAAGACCGCACUCUGGACGAUGAGCAGCGAGUUUCCAAGGUGAUCCAGAGCCUCGGUAUGCGAAUCAACUACAACCUCCUUGUCGAGACUGCCAAAUGCAUCGACGCAGAACUGUCCCAGACGCAGAAAUCAGGUGGCAUACUCAUCUUCUUGCCCGGUGUUGCAGAGAUCAAUCAGAUAUGCAGGCUGUUCAGCUCCGUCACAUCCCUCUAUGUUCUUCCUUUACACGCCUCUCUCGAAACAAAGGAACAGAGACGUGUAUUUGCGACUCCACCUUCGGGCAAGAGGAAGGUAGUCGUGGCCACUAACGUCGCUGAGACAUCUAUCACAAUCGACGAUAUUGUUGCCGUCAUCGACAGCGGGCGAGUGAAGGAGACGAGCUACGACCCGCAAAACAAUAUGCGUAGGCUUGGAGAGACGUGGGCGUCUCGAGCUGCUUGUAAGCAGCGUCGAGGACGUGCUGGCCGUGUCCAGGCCGGGAAAUGCUACAAGCUCUAUACCCGGAAUCUGGAAGAACAGACCAUGCUCGAGAGGCCUGACCCGGAGAUACGGCGAGUACCUCUGGAGCAACUGUGCCUUUCUGUACGGGCGAUGGGGAACAAAGAUGUCGCUGGUUUCUUGGGCCGGACUCCCACACCUCCCGAGGCGAUGGCUGUUGAAGGUGCGGUCAAGAUGCUUCGCCGAAUGGGGGCUCUCGACGGAGACGAGCUCACGGCCCUCGGUCAGCAGCUCGCCAUGAUUCCUGCAGACUUGCGCUGUGGUAAACUCAUGGUAUACGGCGCGAUCUUCGGCUGCCUGGACGACUGCGUUACUAUCGCCGCGAUCCUGAGCACAAAGAGCCCGUUCCUGUCGCCUCCGGAUAAGCGAGAGUUGGCGAAGCAAGCGAAGAUGAGGUUCGCCCAAGGAGACGGUGACCUCUUGACCGACCUGAGGGCUUUCCAGGAGUGGGACGAGAUGAUGCAGGACCGGAUGCCGCAGCGUCAGGUCCGGGGCUUCUGUGAUGACAAUUUCUUGUCAUACAACACCAUGUCAGAUAUCGCGUCAACGAGGACGCAGUACUACUCCUCUCUCGCUGAGGUGGGCAUUGUCAACUCGGCAGACGUCUACUCUGGGAGAUACAGAACCCAGUCGCCCUCCAUGCCACUUCUUCGAGCGUUGACAGCUUCGGCCUUCAGCCCGCAAAUUGCGAGAAUCCAGUUUCCUGACAAGAAAUACAUGGCCUCGGUUUCCGGAGCCGUUGAGCUCGACCCCGAGGCCAAGACGAUCAAGUACUUCAACCAGGAGAAUGGCCGGGUGUUUGUGCACCCCAGUAGCACACUGUUUGACAGCCAAGGAUUUUCGGGCAACGCAGCAUUUGUAUCAUACUUCACACUGAUGGCGACGUCCAAGAUAUUUGUCAGGGACUUGACUCCUUUCAACGCGUACACGCUCUUGAUGUUCUCCGGGGCUAUAGAGCUAGACACCCUAGGCCGAGGCCUUGUUGUAGAUGGAUGGCUACGCUUGAGGGGCUGGGCUCGUAUCGGAGUUCUCAUCUCGAGGCUUAGGGGCAUGGUCGACAACAUUAUCGCGAGGAAGGUGGAGAAUCCCUCUAUAGACCUCCGGGAUAAUGACGUUAUCAGAGCGGUCACAAAGUUGAUAGAGCUAGACGGAUUAGACGCGUGA